CCGAAACUCUAUCCUCAAACUCCCCUCGCACACACGGACGCAGAGAAGUCGCAGCAAGAGAGACAGAGAGACGGACAGAGAGAGAAAACGGAGAAGGAGGAGGACUCGAAUCGCCCGGCAUUCGGUUCCGGCGACCUCCGAGCCACGCGCUGAUGGCGUGAGCGGGUGGAAAGCAGCACAUCCUGCGGGAAGGACCGGUCGAGGGCGAGCGGGGGAGGGGGAUGGAGUGCGUCGUCGGGGGCGGCGCGGGGCGCUUCGCCGCGGCAAUGGCGGUUGCUCCCCGCCCGAGGUGGAGGGCGAGGAGGGCGAGGGGUCAUGCGCCGUUUCGGAGGCGCAGAGCUUGUGGGGUGGUCAGGGCAGGUGGCGCCAGGAGCAGCGACGGCUGCGUCGCCGUCCGGGAAGGCUUCGCCGACGAGGAGGAUUACGUCAAGGCCGGGGGCUCGGAGCUGUGCUUCGUGGAAAUGCAGCAGGGCAAGGCCAUGGAUGACCAGUCUAGGAUUGCAGAUAAGUUACCACCAAUCUCACUAGGAAAUGAUCCACUGGAUUUAGUUGUGAUUGGUUGUGGUCCUGCUGGCCUAGCUCUGGCUGCGGAGUCUGCAAAGCUAGGAUUGACCGUCGGACUCAUUGGCCCGGAUCUUCCUUUUACAAAUAACUAUGGUGUAUGGGAAGAUGAAUUUAAAGAUCUUGGACUUGCAAAAUGUAUCGAGCAUGUCUGGAAGGAUACAAUAGUAUACCUUGACGAUAGCAAGCCAAUUCUGAUUGGUCGUGCAUAUGGACGAGUUAGUAGACACCUGCUUCAUGAGGAGUUGCUAGACAGGUGUGUCAAGUCAGGUGUUUCAUUCCUGAGCUCUAAAGUGGAAAGUAUCUUUGAAGCUGUCGAUGGGUAUAGUCUUGUUGCUUGUGAACAUAACGUUGUCAUCCCAUGCCGGCUUGCUACGGUUGCAUCUGGAGCAGCUUCAGGGAAACUUUUGCAGUAUGAGGUGGGUGGUCCAAGGGUUUCUGUCCAGACAGCUUAUGGAGUGGAGGUUGAGGUGGAAAAUCAUCCAUAUGAUCCCAAUCUGAUGGUUUUUAUGGAUUAUAGAGAUUAUAUCAAGCAAGAAAUUCCCUGUUCAGAAGCUCAUUCUCCAACUUUUCUGUAUGCCAUGCCCAUGUCAUCCACCAGAGUCUUCUUCGAGGAAACUUGUUUGGCUUCAAAAGAUGCUAUGCCAUUUGACGUACUAAAGGAAAAGCUGAUGUUGAGGUUAGAAACAUUGGGUGUCAGAAUUACAAAAACUUAUGAAGAGGAGUGGUCUUAUAUCCCAGUUGGUGGAUCCUUGCCAAAUACAGAACAGAAAAAUCUUGCAUAUGGUGCUGCUGCCAGCAUGGUGCAUCCAGCUACAGGCUAUUCUGUGGUGAGAUCCUUGUCUGAAGCUCCUAAUUAUGCAUCUGCAAUUGCAAAUAUUUUGAAGGCUGGGCAAGUUAAGGGGACUCAUGCUUACAAACGAAGUAAUGGAAACAUCUCGAUGCAAGCUUGGAAUACCCUAUGGCCACUCGAAAGGAAACGGCAAAGGGCGUUUUUCCUCUUUGGACUGGCUCUUAUCUUGCAGCUGGAUAUCGAGGGAAUCAGGACAUUUUUUCAUACAUUCUUCCGUUUGCCUCGAUGGAUGUGGCAGGGCUUCCUAGGCUCUACUCUUUCUUCGGCUGACCUUGUACUCUUUGCUUUCUAUAUGUUUGUCAUAGCACCAAAUGACCUGAGAAUGGGCCUUGUCAGGCAUCUGCUUUCUGAUCCAACGGGAGCAACUAUGAUAAGAACUUAUCUUACAAUCUAGUGCUUUUGUUUGUUUUCUCGUUGCCGGCAUCCCAGGUUAGCCACAACUAUCUUUCCCUUCACUUCUAGGUAUUCACAUGUAUAUACACUUGUUCGUCGCAUUUAUUUUCCUUGUGUAGCAACAUUAUUGUUUUUCUUAGCCUGUAACUUUUAAUACUGAUAGAGUCGAAGGGUGGGAUAUCAGUUAAAGCAUCAUUACAAGUCAAUUUUGGAGGACAGAUCUGGAUUUCAUAAAAUGACCAAUUCGAAGAGAUUACAGUGAUGCUUUGAAUUGAUAGUUCCAAGUUGUGUAGUGGAACAAGGCUUUGCAAGCUACAUUGCUGUCAUCUCUUCGGUUGUCAACUCAUCAUUGGUUUGGAAAAUACUGAACUUCUUCAAGCAAAGAGGGGGAAUCAGUUAGAACCUCAUCAUCCAUGCGCAUGCCCUUUUUCUCCACUGACAUUGCAUUGGACUAAAAGAAUAUGUAAACCCUUGUUGACUAUCGUGAUCGUACAAUGUACUAUCUCAGAGUUGGAAUGGUUCCACUUUGGCCUUAGGAUAUAUUCUUCUGUCUGCAAUCUCUGGGGAUUCUCCUCUAGAAGGCCAUCAGAAUGAAACAGCAAAAGAGGUGUUAAUAUAAUCAACUGGGGGAACGCCAUGAUGUUGACUUGAUCAAUCGCAAUUUGCUCAAGGGUCAUGGAUCAUCAUAAGCUAGGUGAUUCUCCCAUGCUUGAUAUGCCUUAUCCUUUUCAUUAUUUAAUCCAUUAUGGUUUCUCUUUUGAUUACUUAAAUCCAGUAUGAUUGCCUCGCUAGAGAAUCGGAUGGUAGUAAAAAGAGUUAAAGCAGACGAGGAAUUCACAAUCUGUGUGGUCACUUGGUAAAUUAACCUCGGCAUGGAAUGUGCGAAAGGCGAGAUACUGAUCUAGCACUCCUUUAUUGUUAAAUGAUCAGAGCUACAGUUGAUUGAAGCAUAUAUACUUUGUGCUGCUUUCCAUCAUGGCACGUUCUUGUGAGAGCGGGACCUGUGCUUCUUGUAAAAUAUCAUUUAAGUA
Molecule: messenger RNA, 2838 nt
Organism: Syzygium oleosum
Lineage: Eukaryota; Viridiplantae; Streptophyta; Magnoliopsida; Myrtales; Myrtaceae
Product: lycopene epsilon cyclase, chloroplastic
Exons: 11
Coding region: 222-1808 (528 amino acids)
Biological process (GO): carotenoid biosynthetic process
Molecular function (GO): oxidoreductase activity, acting on paired donors, with incorporation or reduction of molecular oxygen
Source: RefSeq, a predicted model, not a curated record